UAGACACUAGAUAAAUAAGAAUCAUUUCACCUUUUUCGCUGUCUCUUGGGGUCUCAGCUCUUUCAUUCCGUGUCUCUCAUGUGUGAUGCCUGUCCACGUGGGUGGGUAUAGCCAAGGCUUUGGGCAUGACGACACCAUCCCUAGAGAAUCCGGGGCAAGUAAGGUAAGGGGAGCUCCCUCACUUCACUUCAAGCUAUUUUCAAGCUCCUUCUCUGCAUUCUACAACAAGAUCCAUUGCUUCAAUCAGCACAUCCAAUCCAAUACAAACUACUUCUAAACCUUGCAAAUAUGCUUCCCAACAGAGCAUUUCAAACCCCUUCCCUAUAUGCUACGGCAAGAUCUGUUACUUCGGUUUCAAGCAGCACAUCCAAGCCAAUACCAACUCGUUUCCAGGCCCCUAAAAUGCUAAACCACAACGCCCGCUUCAUGACUCGUGCCUUCCACCGCGUUCUACCAAAGGUUGCGAAUAGUUCUACGUCUCCGGCAAUGACAGUAAGACGUUUGAGCGGUUCACCAGUGAAUAGGAAAUGGGAGGGGAGACAGCCAGAGGAGAAUCCGACGCGGGAGAAGGACACGGAUAAUGUGCAGCAUGAUGCGGUUAAGGAGGGGAAGGAGGAGCGGGCUAAAGGGCAGGGGAGCAGAGGGACGAGCGAGGAGAGUGGGGGUUCUAAUAAGAAGGCCAAAGAGGAGUUUCCUGAGGCGCCAGAUACGAUUGGGAUGCAGGAUGAGAGAGGGGGGAAUACGAAGAUGUGAAGAGGAAGUGAAGGAGGAAUGAAAAGAGGAAGGAGGUAGUGAAGGCUUGAACUAGUAGCCUAUUUAAACUCAAAUCUUGGACCUGCCCAUUCCCCAGA
Hyaloscypha bicolor E is the source of this 851-nucleotide messenger RNA. RefSeq lists its product as uncharacterized. Bases 289 to 753 code for a protein of 154 amino acids. The record is from RefSeq and is a predicted model, not a curated record. Lineage: Eukaryota; Fungi; Ascomycota; Leotiomycetes; Helotiales; Hyaloscyphaceae. The transcript has 2 exons.